AGUGACAGUGAUUGCUUGUGUCGCGUAGUAGCGAUGCAUUUCUGGAUAACCUUCGCUACUAAAAUAUUGGCCUCGCCGACUUUCCGUAGCAUGCCGUCUUCUUCGUGGUUGGUCAACUGUUGGCAUGACGACCCCACUAACAAGUCAUCGGAGGUAGAAAACUUUACCCUGUUGAACUCCUCCGAGCAGACACACACUGAAAAAUGACUUCAUGCCUGGUUCCCGACUUCCCAGCCGUCAUGGUUGCUCUGGAGCACAUAAAGGAGCUGGACAAGCAGCUGAAAGAGGAUGGAGCACCAUUUUCACCUGAAGCCAGCCUCCAUCUGACAGAGAUAACAACUGCUAUCAGUGAACUGGAGGCAGACCGGCGUGCUACUCAUGAACAUUUAGAGGUUGAAACCAUAGAAAACAGCAAGCUCAGACACCAACUGAACACCACAAGAGAAAGAAUGAGCCAGGAAAUGAUGGCUGACGUGGCGGCAGCCCGAGCAGCCAAUGCAGAUGAGAUAAAGCAGCUACACCGAGACCUCAACUCAGUUUCCCAGGUUCAAGGGAGCACCAUGAAGAGACAGGAGGCCCUUUUGAGCCAAAAUGGAGCACUGCAACCAGAAAGAGAGCAGGUGAAAGCUGAACAUGAAGAGAUCAUAGGAUCUCUGAAUGAUCAAAUCACCCGUAAGUAUGGCUUGCAGAAUAAGCUGGACCAGACACAGGAGCAAACAGAAGAGCUGAAGUCCUCCAUAGCUGCAGUCAAACAGGAGAAAAUAACACUACAGCAAAAUAUGGUGCUGGAAAGAGAGGCCUUCUCUGUAAAGAAAGACAGCCUGUCAGAAGAAGAGAACCAGGCAGGGGAGAAGAUUAAGCAGCAGAAACAAACAGUCAGUGGAUGCAGGGAGGAGUUAGAAAAAGUCAAUGAUCAGAAACUGGAAAACAACACACUUCUGGGAAACCUUACAAUUAACCUGGCCAAGCUGGAGAGCAGUAUUCGAAGACUGACAGAGUCUCGGUGCCGGUGUGAGAAACAGCUAGAAGGGGAGAGCCAAAAGCAUCAAGAGUUAAAGUCUCAGAAAGAAACACUGAGGAAGAAAUUAAGUGACUUAAAGGAAGAGUUCAGAGUUGCUAUCCAAUGUCUUCAAGAGCAGAUUGCCACAGUUGAAGAUAAAAGGGAAGAGGGUCGAACAUCAAUAUUGCUCCAUCAAGAUUCUCUCGCACAAAUCUAUGAGAUAUUCAAUCGUCAGCAGGAAAAGGAGGACGAAGUCAGGGCAGAGUAUUUCCAUGUCUCACAGCAGCUGGAGCAGUCCAAGCUGCAGCUAGAGGAGCGCAUCGCCUCUAUCGUCAAACACAGCAAGGAGAUCAACGAGAUGGACAAACUGAUCGGAGAACUCCUGGAAGCAGAUACAAUCAACAAACGCAUGUUUGAGAUAAAUCAGGAAGAGAUUUGUGGUAAUGUGGAUACGAAGAGGAAGAACAUCAGCUAUUAUGAGGAAGAGAAGAUGCGGCUUACAACGCUCUUGAAGGAGUCAAAGAAGAUGCAAGAGGAGCACGUGCAUAAUACGGAAAGUGAUAUCAGCACCACGUGGAGAAGAUACAAAGAGCUUCAACAUGAGCAGGCUGCACUCCAUCAGCGACAGCCCAAGAGCAGGGAUGCAGACUUGCUGAGGAGCUAUAUGGACCAGUGUGUGGUGGAGCACCAACAGAAGGAGACCACAUGCCAUCUGGAAUUAAAGCAGUGCAACACAGAGACUGAGAGCAUCAUGAGGAGCAACAAGGAGAAGCAGACGGAAGUGGAAGAGAAGGUGGAGAUGCUGAAAGAGGUGGAGGCAAAGUGGGAUGAAGAGCAUUCCAGGCACCUGAGGCUGAAAGCGUUGACCUCAGAUCUUAGGAGGAAGAAGAGCCAUCUGGAGCUGACCAUUGAGGGGCUGAAGGAGAAAACCAGCUGUCUUCUUCAGCCCAGAGAGGAGAUGAAGGCUGAGCUGGAGGAGCUGCGAGUGAGUCACAUGAACCUUCUAGACACACAGGCCUCAGACCUGAGAGCCGUCGAGAUCGACCUCUAUGACAAUAGAGUGAAACUGGAGCAGGUCAGCAUCGAGAACAGCAGGCUGCAUCUACGUAUCAGUGAGAUGACGGAGAGUGUUGGCAGAGCCAGGGGGGACGAAGACCGGUACUGGGAGGAGGUCCAACAGUUGAAGCAGCAGAGAGCAGCCUGGUGCAAGAGCUUACAAGAAGCAUGGAGAGAGGACUUAUCGGUAACCCAGGACUUUCAGAGCAGGGAUGGUGUUUUGUUGAUGUCCCUGACUGCCACUCUGGACCAUCUGAAAAGAAGGAAACAACAGUUAGGGAGCAUUAGCACACUUCUACACCAACAGAUGUUAGGUUUCAGCAAACGACUGGGAGAUAAAGCAACUGUAAAACAGCAGAGUUGAAAAGGACUUCUGUUUGAGGUUGGAAGACAAGACCUGUAGUGUCUGUUCUUAUAAAUCUUAAUAAUAAAGCUUACAAACAAGGAGGUUGAAGGAUUCCAGGUCUACUGUUUUUUAAUGAAACCUCAAGAAAUGGCCAAAUUCAAAUUAUGGACAUAGCUGUCCUGUCAGAAUAGACCUCAGAAAACAGAAAUCCAAACUGUCUGUUCACAUUGUAUUGUUGUAUUACAUUAGAUGCUGUCUAAGUUUAAGUGCAUAGUGGCUUGGUGAAGCAUUUAUACUCUGCCUUAAUCACUUGGACAAAGUAGCUAUUGUUUCUGUACUGAGUGAGGGAAAUAAAUGUUAACAUGAUAUAAUUUA
Molecule: messenger RNA, 2777 nt
Organism: Notolabrus celidotus (New Zealand spotty)
Lineage: Eukaryota; Metazoa; Chordata; Actinopteri; Labriformes; Labridae
Gene: ccdc175
Product: coiled-coil domain containing 175
Exons: 1
Coding region: 204-2420 (738 amino acids)
Source: RefSeq, a predicted model, not a curated record